Hemibagrus wyckioides is the source of this 1689-nucleotide messenger RNA. It is a transcript of the gene il2rga, whose product is annotated as interleukin 2 receptor, gamma a. Lineage: Eukaryota; Metazoa; Chordata; Actinopteri; Siluriformes; Bagridae. The transcript is spliced from 8 exons. The record is from RefSeq and is a predicted model, not a curated record. Gene Ontology annotation, molecular function: cytokine receptor activity; protein binding. Gene Ontology annotation, cellular component: external side of plasma membrane. Gene Ontology annotation, biological process: cytokine-mediated signaling pathway. Bases 95 to 1168 code for a protein of 357 amino acids.
UCUCUCUCUCUCUAUCUCUUUCUCUCUCACACACACACACACACACACAGUUGAAGAAAAAGCAGUCGAAGGAAAGUUAAAUGUCUACAGAAAGAUGAUUUUCUCUUCUUUUCUCAUGUUAGUGUGGAUUUCCUUGGGAUCUGCCUCCUCUCUUCCUCACCAGAUCGAGUGCACGGUGGUGAAUCUGGAGUAUGUGAACUGCACAUGGGAUGGAAACACAACCCUGGUGGAGAACUACACCUUUCGAAGCAGUUAUAAAAAUCCAGAUUUUGUUGUGGAGUGUUCCUCCUAUCAGUACGUCAAGGCGGUUCGUGUCGGCUGCGUGGUUCCAUACAGUGAGGAGCAGCUGCAGAGAUUUGAUGCAUUUUAUGCCUGGUUAUACACAGACGACAUCAACAUGAUAAAACGAGAAUACGACUCACUGUUAAAAAGGGUGAAGUUGGAUGCGCCGUAUAACAUGUCGGUGUUGUUGAAGGAUCCGGAGCUGUGGAUUUACUGGAACAUUACAAGUAAUGUUAAAAAACAGUGUCAGGAGCGUGAAGUUCGCUACAGGAUCAACAGCAACAAGUGGAGUAUUUACAGCAGCAGAAUGGAGAACGCCUUCAACGUGGCGUUUCCCAACAGUCAGAGUGGGUACGAGUUCCAGGCGAGAGUGCGCAUGUCCUCCACCUGUGGACAGUCUGAACUGUGGAGCGAAUGGAGCGAGUCGGUCUUCUGGGGCUCCAAGAUGAUUAAUGAUACAGAUACAGAACAGCCGAUGUCUGCAGCGCUGAUGGUACUCUGUACAGUCGGAGCCGCUGUUCUCCUCAUCAUGCUCACCUGUCUGCUCAUCCACAGCGAGAGAAUCAGAGUGAUCCUGGUUCCUGUUGUACCAGGUCCCAAAAAUCUCAAGGAUCUUAUUGACAGCUACAACGGAAAUGUAGAAAAGUGGCUGCACAUUUCCAAAGAGCUGCAGGAUGGAUUUAAGCCUAACUUCAGCGAGAGACCCUGCACGGUGCGAGAGUUCAAGACAGAGACGCACAGUGAGUCAGAGAGUGACGACUGUCUCUCAGUGCACACGGCCGUCUCGUCUGACUAUCAGUCCAUGCAGAGCUACUCGUCCACCUCCACACUGCCGUCUCACAGCCACUCCCCCAGCACUGAAACCACACCUCUCAACGGGCUGUAAACCACAACGUCAAGGAGAACACACCUGCAGUGUAACACGGUUCUUACACAAGACACAAUCUGGGUUCGAAAAGUUAAUAAAAUAAAAUAUACUAUUAAUUAUAUUACUAUAAAUGGGAAAAUCAAACUCACAACCAUGUAAAAAAUUGGUUCAUUGGCUGAAGAAGGGCUGAAGAUUGUGUACACAUAGACAUACACACACACACACACACACACCAUUUAUAGUCAGAGUAAUUAUACAUGUAGAUUUAUUGGAUAUAUAUGUACAUAUAAACUUGAAGAUGUAGAAUCAUUUAAUUUGAUUGAAUUUUCAGGUCUUUCUGCAUAAUGCUGCUGUUUAUGACGGAUUACUGCUACUGCUGCUGUUAACAGAAAUGCAGUAAGAGUGUAAUGAUUGCAGGUUAUGUUCAUAGGCUUCAAACGUCUAUAUCUUUGCUAUAAUGCAGAGUAUACUAUGUUAUCUGAGGCAGGAAAAUAAAUAAAAAACUUUGUUUUAAUUUUUUGUGUGUGUGAAUGUUUUCC